AUGAUGACAUUUUCACUGAACAACUUUUUACUGACUGAGAAUCAAGCUAAGGUCGAUCCAUUACCAUCAGCGACAACAACCAAACUGUUACAAGAUACUGGAAUCAGUGACUACCUUCAAGUAACUGCAUGUGAUCACUCUGUCUCACCUUUCACCACAGCUAAUGGCAGACUGAAUGAUGAAUGUGGUAAACUUGAAGACUCCAUUACUCUACCAGCAGAUGUAUCAUUAAACAUCCAAUCAGACUGUACAUCAGUUACUAUGUGUUCUGACAUUGGGUAUAUUGAUAAGAAAAUCCAGUCUACAGUGAAACUGGAUCCCUGUACAUAUGAAAUCACUCUUGGCAUUGAAACAAUGGAGGCUACUGUGUCCUUGUUACAGUUCCAGUGGGGAAAACCACAAUCCUUUGCCUUACAAGGAGGAAUUAGAAUGGAGUAAGAUUAUUGU
Molecule: messenger RNA, 447 nt
Organism: Mytilus californianus (California mussel)
Lineage: Eukaryota; Metazoa; Mollusca; Bivalvia; Mytilida; Mytilidae
Exons: 3
Coding region: 1-438 (145 amino acids)
Source: RefSeq, a predicted model, not a curated record